UCUGAAAUCAUCAUAUUGCAGUCAUUGGAGCUUUGUGGUGUGUGUUUAACCGCGUGGUACCACGAUGGCUGACGAAACACGAGCAGAAGUGUUGGAGGCGAUUAAAAUACAGGGCGAAGUCGUGAGGCAAUUAAAAGCUGCCAAGGCAGAUCCUUCCAAAGCAGUUGGUGUAGAUUUCAAGUCAAAGUUGGGUGACAUUAACACCGAUCUUGGAAACAUCAGUUACGUCGGUGGUUGGGUACCUUCGUACUAUGACAAAAAGCUGUACGAUAUUUGCAUUGAAUUGUUGAACGGUGAAAUCGAGAGCUAUCCACAUUUGAAGAGAUGGUUUAUCAAUGUCAAGAGUUAUGAACCCAGUGAGCGGGAUAAAUUUGUCAAGGGCUGUUGCAAAACAAAAUUGGAGGGUAUUGUUGACUCAUUGAGCUCGGGUAAAUGUGGAGAUACUGAGAGUAUUGAUAAAAAGAUCGCUGAGGAGGUUUCUAAGCUGUUAGAGCUUAAAGCACAGCUUGGAGAUGGGAGCGAGCCACAGAAAUUCAGUCUCAAGACCCCCAAGGGUACCAGGGAUUACAAUCCGGAGCAGAUGGCACUCAGACUCGGUGUUUUGGAUAAAAUAAUCAGUGUUUUUAAACGUCAUGGGGCUGAGACCAUUGAUACUCCUAUUUUUGAACUCAAGGAAGUCCUGACCGGAAAAUACGGUGAAGAUACAAAAUUGAUCUACGACCUGAAGGACCAGGGCGGUGAGAUACUAGCCCUGCGUUACGAUCUCACUGUGCCCUUCGCUCGUUACUUAGCAAUGUCCAAGAUAACAAACAUCAAGAGGUAUCACAUUGCCAAAGUCUACAGGCGAGACAAUCCUUCAAUGACCAAGGGACGUUAUCGAGAGUUUUACCAAUGUGAUUUUGACAUUGCUGGACAGUACGACCCCAUGAUACCGGAUGCAGAGUGCAUUAGAAUCGUGUCUGAAGCCUUAACGAGUCUGGAACUCGGUGGCUUCGUCAUCAAGGUCAACCACCGAUGUCUGCUGGACGGAAUAUUCGCAGCAUGUGGCGUUCCUCAGGACAAGUUCAGAACUAUCUGCUCGUCUGUGGAUAAACUGGACAAGAGCCCCUGGGAAGAGGUGAGAAAGGAGAUGGUCGAGGAGAAGCAGUUGGAUGGGGCUAUUGCUGAUAAAAUUGGGGAGUACGUUUCCAAGAGUGGGGGUGUGAAACUGAUUGAUGAACUCAAGCAGGAUGAGGUACUCAUGAAAGAAAGUGCGGCUAAGCAGGGACUCGAGGCUAUGGAGCUGUUGCUGAAGUAUUGUGACAUUUAUAGAGUCACCGAUAAAGUGCUUUUUGAUCUCAGUCUGGCUAGGGGACUUGAUUAUUAUACUGGAGUUAUUUACGAAGCUGUUUUGACUGACAGUGAAGUAGGGAGUGUAGCAGGUGGUGGUCGUUACGACAAUCUCGUAGGUAUGUUCGAUGCAAAAAAGAAGACCCCCUGUGUAGGGGUAUCUCUAGGUGUAGAGAGAAUUUUCAGUGUCCUCGAGAAUCGUAAAGCUAAUUCUGGACAGAAAACCAGAACCACUGAGGUGGAAGCGUAUGUUGCAACUGCCCAGAAGAACUUCCAAGAGGAGCGAAUGAAGAUCCUAGCUGAAUUAUGGGACGCUGGCAUCAAAGCUGAGCACCACUACAAAAAGAACCCCAAACUCCUGGCGCAGCUGCAGUACUGCGAGGAGAGUGGAAUUCCUCUGGCCAUUAUUAUUGGUGAGGGAGAGCUCAAGAAGGGCGAAGUCACUCUCAGAGAAGUGUCAACGCGAGCUCAACGAUCCAUACCUCGAGAUAAACUCGUCGAAGAGAUUCAAAAGUGGCUACAGAAUCAAUCUAAGUGAUCGUAGGAAUUUUCUGUUUCAUAUGCGUUGUAAUUUCACAUGUUCUGUACCAAAUGAUCGACACACAGUUUACCUGAAUCAAUUAAUUUCAUGUGAAAAUUGUGUUUAAAUGAUAGAUCAAUGAUAACAACUCGUAAUUUAUUUCAAACACUUUUUUCAAUAAAAUUGUGGUAAAAAAUG
Diachasmimorpha longicaudata is the source of this 2047-nucleotide messenger RNA. It is a transcript of the gene HisRS, whose product is annotated as histidine--tRNA ligase. Gene Ontology annotation, biological process: mitochondrial translation; histidyl-tRNA aminoacylation. The transcript is spliced from 5 exons. Lineage: Eukaryota; Metazoa; Arthropoda; Insecta; Hymenoptera; Braconidae. Gene Ontology annotation, molecular function: RNA binding; ATP binding; histidine-tRNA ligase activity. The record is from RefSeq and is a predicted model, not a curated record. Gene Ontology annotation, cellular component: mitochondrion; cytosol; cytoplasm. Bases 65 to 1867 code for a protein of 600 amino acids.